UAGUGCAGAAGCCAGAAGACAAAGGUGAAUUGAAACAUGCAACUGGAGAAGACAAAUGUUGACUUGUCCAAUGAGAUUAUUCAAAAAUGAACACAAAUUGAUAAAAAUUUGCGUAUGUAGGCGCUUACAUCACGGAUAAAGCGACCCUCCUACAAUCACACCCUACUAAGAAUGUUAUAUAACAUUGAACAAGAUCUAGGUGAAUUCAUCAUACAAUCACACCCUCCUACAACAACAAUAAUGGAUUCUAAAGUUUCUCAGCUCCAUUUCGUCUUGUUUCCUAUGAUGGCCCAAGGCCACAUGAUCCCUAUGAUGGACAUUGCAAAAAUUCUUGUGCAGCAAAAUGUUAUUGUCACAGUAGUCACCACACCUCAUAAUGCAUCACGUUUCUCUUCAAUCCUUGCUCGUUACAUUGAAUCUGGCUUUCCAAUUCGAUUAGCCCAGCUCCAAUUUCCAAGUAAAAACUUUGAAUUCCCAGAAGGGUGUGAGAAUCUUGACAUGCUACCUUCACUCGGCACCGCCUCGAGUUUCUUCAAUGCACUAAGCUUUCUACAACAGCCAGCAGAAAAUCUAUUUGAGGAGCUAACUCCAGCACCAAGCUGCAUAAUCUCUGAUGUUUGUUUGCCAUACACAAUCCACAUUGCUAGCAAAUUCAACAUUCCCAGGAUUUCUUUUAAUGGAGUAAGUUGCUUCUUUUUCUUCUGCUGGCAUAAUAUACGUAUCAGUAAUAUCUUGGAGAGCAUAACUGAUGAAUCAGAGAAAUUUACUGUUCCUGGUAUCCCUGACAAAAUUGAAAUGGCCAAAUCCCAUAUAGGAAUGGGUUUGAAAGAUGAAGGUUGGAAACAGUUUAGUGAUGAAAUGGCUGCAGCUGAAAAAGCUAGUUAUGGGAUGAUCAUGAAUUCUUUUGAAGAGUUGGAGCCAGCAUAUGCAAGGGAUUACAAGAAGGUUAGAAGUGAUAAAGUGUGGUGUGUAGGUCCUGUAUCACUCAUUAACAAGGAUGAAUUGGAUAAGGCUCAAAGAGGUAAUAAGGUCUCAAUUGAUGAGUGCCAAUACAUGAAAUGGCUUGAUUGUCAUGAGCCAAAGAGUGUAAUUUAUGCAUGUUUUGGAAGCUUAUGCAACUUAACACCAUUGCAGUUGAUAGAGCUUGGUUUGGCAUUGGAAGCAUCAAAGAGACCCUUCAUUUGGGUGAUCAGGGGAGGAAUUCAUUCAGAGGCAUUGGAGAAUUGGAUUAAGGAAGAUGGAUUCGAGGAAAGAACCAGUGAUAGAAGCCUUCUGAUUCGGGGUUGGGCUCCUCAAAUAUUGAUGUUGUCACACCCUGCAAUUGGAGGAUUCAUAACACACUGUGGUUGGAACUCUACUUUGGAAGCAAUAUGUGCUGGUGUCCCUAUGAUUACAUGGCCACUAUUUGGGGACCAAUUUUUGAAUGAAAGUUUUGUUGUGCAUGUAUUAAAAGUUGGAGUGAAGGUUGGGGUCAAUAGUCCUGUUAAGUGGGGUGAGGAAGAGAAAACUGGUGUGAUAGUGAAGAAAGAAGAUGUUGAAAAGGCAAUAGAAAGCUUAAUGGAUGAGACAGAAGAAAGUGAUGAAAGAAGAAAAAGGAUUGCAGAGAUUGCUCAGAUGGCCAAAACAACUCAAGAGAAAGGAGGAUCUUCUUACUCUAACGUCACCUUGCUCAUCCAAGAUAUCUUAGAGAAAAGUAAGAGAGAUAUAUGAGAAGAUAUGAAUGCAACCAAUAUAUAUAUAUAUAUAUA
This is a messenger RNA of Lotus japonicus, 1748 nucleotides long. RefSeq names its product UDP-glycosyltransferase 73C1-like. Gene Ontology annotation, molecular function: UDP-glycosyltransferase activity. The record is from RefSeq and is a predicted model, not a curated record. The transcript has a single exon. The coding region runs from base 172 to 1710 and encodes 512 amino acids. NCBI's taxonomy places the organism in Eukaryota, Viridiplantae, Streptophyta, Magnoliopsida, Fabales, Fabaceae.